Molecule: messenger RNA, 3130 nt
Organism: Zootoca vivipara (common lizard)
Lineage: Eukaryota; Metazoa; Chordata; Lepidosauria; Squamata; Lacertidae
Gene: AGPAT2
Product: 1-acylglycerol-3-phosphate O-acyltransferase 2
Biological process (GO): phosphatidic acid biosynthetic process
Cellular component (GO): endoplasmic reticulum; membrane
Molecular function (GO): 1-acylglycerol-3-phosphate O-acyltransferase activity
Source: RefSeq, a predicted model, not a curated record
GGCCCGGCUGAGCCGCCUAGAGUUGCGUGCCGUCUCUGCUGCUGCCACUGUCACCUUUCCUUCCGCGUCUCCAACGUUUCGCGCUCCACUACGCGGCUCUCCCGGACAGUGCGCUGUGCGGAAUCCCGGCAGCCCCUCUCCACAGGACCCCCCAAAAGGGGAGAGCAAGACUUUUUAUUGCUGUCCCCCGGCACCCUUUUGCGCGCAGGAUGGAGACCCAAAGCGGGUGGCUCUUCUUCUGGGCGCCGCUCCUGCUGGUGCUGGUGGCACUGGCGCUGGAGCUCAGCCCGCGGGCCAAGUUCAAGGCGAAGAUUGGCUUCUACUGCGUCCUCUGCGUGGUUGCCUCCACCUUCACCGCCCCCGUCUGCCUCCUAUGGAACCGAGGAAGGACUGUCCACAACAUGACGAUCAUCAAAAAUGUUGUCCGUAGCUUCAAGUACUUAUAUGGGCUGAGGUUUGACAAGAAGGGCCUAGAGCAUUUUGAGGUCGAGGGGCCCUGCGUCAUCGUCUCGAACCAUCAAAGCAUCUUGGACAUGAUGGGCUUGAUGGAGAUCCUCCCAGAACGCUGCGUCCAGAUCGCGAAGCGGGAGCUCCUCUACUUGGGCACGGUGGGCCUCAUCAUGUACCUGGGUGGUGUCAUCUUCAUCAACCGGAAGAGAACCAGCAACGCCAAGUCUGUGAUGACCGGAGUGGGCCAAGCCAUGAUGAAAGACAAUGUCAAGGUGUGGAUCUACCCAGAGGGUACCAGGAACGGGAACGGGGAGUUGCUGCCGUUCAAGAAGGGAGCUUUUCAUCUUGCCAUUCAGACACAGGUCCCAGUAAUUCCUGUGGUGUAUUCCUCCUUCUUAUCAUUUUACAAUUCGAAGAAGAAUCUCUUUACAUCAGGCAGAGUCCAGGUCGAAGUCUUGCCCCCCAUCCCAACCCAGGGUCUGACUACCAUGGACGUUGAUGACCUCACCAACAGAUGUUACAGCAGCAUGAGGGAAACCUUCCUCAGGCUGUCGGGGAGGCCCAGUGAAGUCAACGGAGAGGCACCCAGCCUUGCACAGUGACAACCUUUUGAAGGCCCCAGUGCAAAAGAUGCACACCUUUCAAAACAACCUGUUGCCAAAAAUGAAACUUUGUGGUGAUUCUUCUUUGCUUAGGAUGGAGGGGGGAAGUUUGCAAACUCUUCCUCAAAGUCCUAGGGAAAGGGAGAUGGGAAAGGGAACGCCUCUGUGUAUAUCUAUAAUUAUCAUUCCUGUUCUCGUCUUCGGCUUCCCUUCCCCAGACCAGACACCACCAACGCACAGAUUAAACUCUCCAACUUGAUGCUGUGACUCUUCAGAGUUUUGGGGAAAAGCCUCUUUGACUGUCCAAGAUCCAGGCAGAAACGUAUUCUUUCUCUCUCUCUCUCUCUCCUCUGCUUACUUGAAAGGACUUGGAUCUCACCUGUUCAACCAUUCCCUGUGUUCUAGGGUUACUGUUCCUUUAACCAUGCCCCAUCUCCAUGGGGCUCUAGGUGCCCCCCCCAUCCCUUUGGAGGUUGAGGACAGUGUUAACAACUUUGCCUCGGUUUGUAUAACUGGACAGCGAAUUAUGAAAUGAUGUCUCCCAACAUUGUGGAGGUAUUUCACUGCUUGGGGUAUGCGUUUUCCACACACACAUUCCUUAGACAUGCAAUUUCUCCCUUCCUAAAUAUCAGUGCACUUCCAAAAGUCUGGGACCCACUUCUCAUUGGGUGGGAGCAAUGUCCCGAAAUGGGUUUCUGAACAGAAACAAGUAGUAAUAAUGGGAGGUGCUUUUUAUCAUUUUAAUCAUAUGUAUUUUAGGGGAUUUAGGUGCAGAGUUCCAGGGUGGGUUGGAGGGGGAACCACAGAAACUCCAAGGAUGGAUGGUCUCCAUUGGAGCUGCAAAAACGGGCGACCUUCGCUUGCCCUUUUGUGUUGGUUCUCUGUUUUAUGUUGUGGGUGGAGGGGAAUGUCCCUGGGAAAGGGGGUAUUGGAGGUGGGAGAGCUUUGGGCUUCAAAUACCAGGGUUUCUUUCUGUUAACUUGGAAAGUCACCCUUGCUUUUUAACAGGGUUUGGGGGAAUCUGGAUGUUGUUGGAUUUCCAUCUGCUCUAACCACAGUGAUGGAUGCUGGGAACUGUAGUCUCAUCAACAUCUGGGCAGCUACAGAUGUUACCCUUCCAUGAGGUCAGGCCAAAGGCCCAUCAUUAUGAUGGGAAGCAAGUGACAUCUCCCCAUCUGUUGGGAGUUGCGGACAACAAAUGGAUGUACGUGUCAGGGGAGUUUGGUAGCCAGAAUGAAGCUCAAACUCACUCAAGAGCAGGAUAGCAUUUUCUUAAACAUUUGGCUAAGUUCCCGUUACUGCCUGCCUUCUUUUGUUUAAAGGAAGGGAAACACUCCCAGUAAGUUGCAGGUGGGGCAAUUGCAGGUGGGUCGGUCCUUCAAAAAUCUCGCAGUUGCAUCUUGCUUCAGGGGUGUGAUCCCACAGCCAGAUUCUGUUGGCCAGGAUCUUGUGAUCUUGUGUAAGGCGAUACUUCCAAAGGAUUUGUUCCAUUCUGUUUUUAGGGCACAAUCUGGGCAAACUCCACUAUGCGGGUGGCUAACCCUGCUUGCUCACCAGAGGUUCUUGGGGCUUCCCAUCAGCCAGCAUGACCAGUGGUCAAAGACAACAAUGAUGGGAGUUCCACUCCAACAAAAUUUAGAGGGCCACAGGUGUUACUCGGCACUUCUUUCAUACAUAAGAAAUGCCCAUGAACUAGACUUGUUGGUGUUCUUUUUUGAGGGGAGGGGGGAACUUGUCACGGGAGUGUGUCCCUCUGGCCUGAGUUCGUGGCCUCCUUAGUUCACCAUCUCUGGGCACAAGUCAUCAGCUUGGGUGUUGUCGUAGGGGACAGGUGUGUGGUGAACUGGACUGGCUCGUCAGAUUUGCAGGGAUUGCUCAAGGUCAUGCUGUUUUAAUGUGCUUAGACGGCAAGUUGGGAAAUAUUGGGGCACCAUUUUUGUUGAAUGGGCUGUGUGUGCUCAGAUCUGCUCUGAUUCCUAAAAGACCAGCUGCUCCUCAAGAGUGCCUGUAAUAGGUGCGUCUUCUCAGAGCAGAUGUAUUUUCUCCAAAUGAAAAAUAAAAUAAAAUCAUAUUGUUAA